UCUCACGCAGUUCCAGGCGGUCGGUGCCGCAGCUCUCCGUGCAGCCGGGCCGGGAUGGCGGCGCGGGUGUCCGUCCUGCCUUCCCCUAGGUGCCUGUUCGAUGACCCCGUGCAGAUCCGUGUGGCCGGUCUGCAGCCGCAGCAGGCGGUCACCCUCCGAGCCAGCCUGGUGGACGAGAGCGGGGAGCUUUUCCAAUCCCACGCUCUCUACAGGGCUGGGAGCAGCGGGGAGCUGGACCUCAGCCGCUCCCCAGCGCUGGGGGGCAGCUAUUUGGGAGUGGAGCCGAUGGGGCUGCUCUGGGCUCUGCAGUCCAAAACGCCCUAUAAGCGGCUGGCAAAGAGGAACGUCCUGACCCCUUUCUGUGUGGACUUGGAAGUGUAUGAGGGCCAUGGGGACACGACCCGCUUGCUGGGAAAAUGCACCAAUGAACGAUGGUUUUUAGGAGAGGGGGUGAAGAGGAUUUCGGUCAGAGAAGGUCGUCUCAGAGCAACCCUCUUCCUCCCUCCUGGACCUGGCCCAUUUCCUGGACUUAUUGAUUUGUAUGGAUCUGGAGGAGGUCUUAUUGAAUACAGAGCAAGUCUCCUGGCUAGCAGGGGCUUUGUGACUCUGGCUCUUGCUUACAUGUCCUUUGAAGAUAUCCCUGCUAUGCCAGAGAUCCUUGAACUGAGCUAUUUUGAGGAGGCUGUGAACUUUUUGCAGAAGCAGCAGCAGGUGAAGGAUACUGGCAUUGGUGUUUUGGGCUUGUCUAAAGGAGGUGAUCUAGCCCUUUCCAUGGCCACAUUUCUACCUGGCAUCAAGGCAGCUGUCAGCAUAUCUGGAAGUAGUUUUAAUUCCUUCGUUCCCCUGAAGGGGGAUGGCUUCACUAUUCCUGUCCACCCAUAUGACUUGGGGAGGAUGAAGAUUGGUGAUGAGUCUGGAAUAGUAGAUUUUUCAGAUGUCUUAGAUGAUCACAUGGACCCAGCAACUUGGGAUUGUCGCAUUCCUGUGGAGAGGUCCUUAGCCAAGUUCCUCUUCCUGUCUGGACUGGAUGACAAGAACUGGAAAAGUGACCUCUAUUGCCGGGAUGCUGUUCAGCGCCUUCAGCAGCACGGCCGGGAAGUGGAGUUUUACUCCUAUUCUGGAGCAGGGCACCUCUUGGAGCCACCAUACUUGCCUCUGUGCAAGGUUUCAAUCCACAGGGUGCUUGGGAUGUUGGUGCAUUGGGGAGGGCAGUGGAGAGAGCAUGCUAAAGCCCAAGAAGAUGCAUGGCGCAGGAUACAGACCUUUUUCUGGCAACAUUUGAUGGACUCAGACAUCCCUAAGAGCAAGCUGUAGUGGAAGCUGUCGUAGAUGCUGGCCAGGGAUGAUAUUUCAGCACUCACUGGAUAGAAACUCACCAGAAGUUUCCCAGACUGCCUUCCUCUAAACCCCACUGUUGCAUAGUUGUUUAUUUUCAUUCCCGAAAUAAUUUCACAUUUUUUUUAGUUGAAUUUCAGUUGACCUCUGACCCCGGCAUCACAGUAGAUUGGCACCAUCUGUGCUGUAGUCUAAAAACAACCCAGCAUCCCAUCACCUAAAUCACAUUUGUGCUGAGCUAUCUUUGCCCUCAAUCUGCAGCCAUCUCCUUUCAUAAGAGGAAAUACUCUCACAGGAGGAGUUAUCCAUUGAAUGGUUUAGUAGAUACAAACAGCACUUUUGUUGAACAACACAUUAGUACACUCAUCUUUCCUCCUGGUAUAUUGUUUUCUCCCAUUUAUUAGUAAAAAGGUUGCAGUAGUUCUGAUCUCAGCUAAUGGAAGAGGCACUCUUCUGGCUUAAUCAGAAGUGCCGUGAUAACAUUCUUUUUUCUGGUACCUCAAAAUCCAGAAGUGAAUCUUACCCAGGUUACCCUGGUUGUAUCUCCUGCUGACUCCAUGUAAGUUCCAUAUUAGGUUAAAGUUUUUGCUGCACUACUCAGUGAGUGCAAUGUGCGGUGUAUCUGUGUGUGCACAGUUUGCUUGAGAUUAUCUGAAUGAAACCUUCAACCAUCUGUGCACCUGCCAAUACAUUAAGGAACAAUCCUGGUGUAGCCACAAGCUGUUACUUCACUGAUUGAAGAGGUCAUGAGCAGAACUCCUCACCUCCUGUUGGGAAGACAAGUGAUGGAGUCUGUGGUUUUGUGCAGUGUUUAACAUGUGGGUGAUACAGAUGUGCCAAGUACUUGCUCUCAUAUGGUGAAAGUUAGUUUGCCUCCAUUCUGGGGGAAGAACAGUAAAGCCACUGCUGCUGAGUUCCCAGGAACCCAGUGAGGUGGGCUGCCUCAGUGGUCCUGCCACUAUUGCACACAGCUGUGACCUCAGUGACAGCUAAGGAAUGCCACUCUUCAAGAGGACUGACCUCACCUUCUGGGAAGAAUGUGCAUUUUCUUACCCUUUACCAGUGUCCAAACAUGCCAAGGGGGGGCUGUAAUCUACCUUGUGCUUUUGUGGAAUAGUGGCUAACAGCAGCUACAUAUCAAAUGGCAUCAGUGGAGCAAAUCCUUCCUCCUGGAGCAGUCAAGACACACCCUGACAACAGAAGCAAGCAGGAGCUGGAAGUCUCUGCAUUUCACUGAGGUAGAAAAAUCUUGCCACAGUGUAGUCCCUGGUUUCCAGCUCCUGCUGAGACAAAAUCCCUGUAGGAGCCUGGAUCCUGCUGAGGGAGGAACCAUGCCCUUCGUUUUCUUGCUUCAGGGAGCAGUGGUUACUCAAAAUGAGCACUUUGGGCAUCAGUGGGGUGGGGACUCUCUCAUCCAAUAAAUUCAGUACAGACUGUCCCUUCAGGUACUUCUGGUUUUCCUGAACCCCCUAUUCCUCAGACUGCUAGAUGGGUGCCACAUAGCUGAAGGUGUGAGUAGUUAGAGUGGGGACAUCUCUCUCCUGCUCACCCAUACUGGUCAUCCAUCAAGUUUUAUGCUGUUGCCUCUUACUUGAUUUCUGUUUGUCCCUUCUAUGCCUAUGUCCGGCAUGGACUGGUUGUUGCAGAUGUUUAGUGAGUGGGUGGGACCUGGCAGCAGAGUAACAUACAACAACAAGGAAAAUCAAACACAUUUAAGCAGUUCCAUCUGAGUAAGGGACAUUUUCUUUUCCCUCAUUUUUCUGUUUUAUUGAAGCAUUCAAAAAACCCUGGGCUGCUGAUCGACAUUUUCCUCAGACUCAGGGCCUUAGGCUGCGAGUUUCUCUGUGGUAUAAGUAAUUAUUUUAUUUUUACUGAACACUGUGAGAUUUUUACAAAACAGUGUGUUGUUUUCCAGCCUGUGGGAUAACUCACAUCUAUUUUAAUCCCCUCUGAGGGGAAACCAAGCUUUCCCAGCCUUCAAUGGGCAGUUUACAGACCUAUACUUUGAAUUACAAAAUUGUGACCUUCCAAGAAAAUACAUUAUCUAUAGGAAACUACUGUUACAAAUAAAAAUGCUUUCCAUCAGUAA
Vidua macroura (Pin-tailed whydah) is the source of this 3424-nucleotide messenger RNA. Its product is annotated as acyl-coenzyme A thioesterase 1-like. The coding region runs from base 55 to 1314 and encodes 419 amino acids. The record is from RefSeq and is a predicted model, not a curated record. The transcript has 3 exons. Gene Ontology annotation, biological process: fatty acid metabolic process; acyl-CoA metabolic process. Lineage: Eukaryota; Metazoa; Chordata; Aves; Passeriformes; Viduidae. Gene Ontology annotation, molecular function: fatty acyl-CoA hydrolase activity.